CCGCGUCUCCACCUCCAGGCUUGCAAGAUGUCCUUCCAGAGUUCCUGCGUGGGCGCUUCGUGGAGGCAGCACUCAGCUAUGUGGCAUGUAACUCAGAGGGUGACCUUCUCUGCCGCAACAAUGACUGCUGGUGCCGCUGCUCUUCCCGUUUCCCGGAAUGCAACUGCCCCUUCGCCGACAUUAAGGUCAUGGAGGAGAACCUGGAAAAGAGCAAAGAGGCCUGGAACAACCUCAACCAAGAGUUCAUGGAAUCAGAUGAAUUCAAAUCCUUCAUGAAGUACUUGCCCACUGACCACUUCUUGAACGUGUCCACCAUCGCCAAGUUCUGGUCCGCUGACACCUCCCUCCAGAAACGCUACGCCCAGCUGGAGUCCAGCGUGGCGGUGGUGUUGGGGAAGGCGCAGAAGAUCAUCAGGAAGCUGUUCACGCUGAGCAAACGCUGCCCCAAGCAGCCGCGCAUCAGUCUGCCACGAGAGAGGUCUGUUGGGUUUUGGUUAAUCAGGGCCCAGUCUCUUUUGUACUGCUACGAGCACGGGGUCCUGGGCUCCUUCUCCGAGGAGGCGAGGAGCUGCAGCUGCCCGGCGGAGCAGCCCACCUGUCAGGGUGUGAUCCCCUGCGUCGUGGGCACCUCACCCACCUCCUGCUCCUCCUGCGCCAGUGACAACGCCACCCGCUGCGGAGCCUGUCAUCACGGCAACUUUCUGCUCCUCGGCUCCUGCCACCCGAGCAUCGCGGCGUCCCUGGACCACUACUUGAACUUUGACCUGGACAUGCCAGAUGCAGAAGUGAAGUACCUGCUCCAGGGUCUGGACAGUAGAAUAGAGGUCCACGCCAUCUACAUCAGCAAUGACGUGCGUCUGGGAAGUUGGUUCAAUCCUGGCUGGAGAAAGAGAAUGUUGCUGACACUGAAGAGCAACAAAAACAAGUCCAAUCUCAUCCACAUGCUGAUGGGCAUUUCCUUCCAGAUCUGCCUGACUAAGAACUCCACACUGGAACCUGUGCCUGCCAUUUAUGUGAAUCCUUUCGGCGGGAGUCACUCGGAGAGCUGGUUCAUGCCGGUCAACCAUCCCGACUUCCCGGACUGGCAGAGAACUCGACUGGACGCUGUCGUCACGGCGCAGUGUUACAACUGGACCCUGUUCCUCGGCAACCAGUGGAAGUCCUUCUUUGAAACGGUUCACAUUUACCUGAGGAGCCGCAUCAUCACGGAUGAUCCCACGGUCAACGAGACCCUCUUCUACGAACCCUUGGACUUGGACGACCAGACAUCCAACAUGGGCUACAUGAAGAUAAACACACUCAAGGUGUUUGGCCACAGCCUGCACUUUGACCCCGAGGGCAUCAAGGAUCUCAUCCUGCAGCUGGACUACCCCUACACACAGAGUACCCAGGACGCCGCCUUCAUGAUGCUGUUGGAAAUGCGGGACCGGAUUAACCGGCUGUCUCCUCCGGCGCCGCAGCCUCUGGACCUGUUUUCUUGCCUGUUGCGCCACAGACUCAAGGUCUCGGCCGGAGAAGUGGCUCGCAUCAAGGAAGCCCUGCAGCUUUUUAACUCUAAGCUUCCCAAUGCCUCCCCUGAACCUGAGCUGGCGCAGCUUUGUAGCUAGCUAAGCAGCUAAGAACAUAAGCCGGGUUAGGGACGAUGCCUAGGAGGGAAAGACUGAGUCGGUACCUCGGAGAUAAUGGUGGACUCGUGUGCCGACUCCCACUAGGCUUGUUUUUUUUUUUGAGUCAGAUUUUCUGGAUUAACGGAACCAGCUCAUUACACCGACUGGGUGUUUCCUGUAUUUUCUAAAGGUGGGUUUUCUGUUUCCACUUUUUUUCACAAAUUGCUACCAGAACACACACAAAAAAAAACAAAAAAACUUGAAAGUGGAUCUGAAGAGGAGCAGCGGACGUGUUGGAUGCCUCACCCGCCUGGAGGCUGAGGUUUGUUGUCUGUGGCCCUGGUUUACAGACUGAUGAAGUGGCUGAGGUGAGUUUCACUGACAUUCACAGGGUAACGAAUAGAAGCUCUGGAGAGAUGAUGUCACUGAAGAGAACAGGAAGGCCCUGCCAUGAACAGAAGAAGCUCAUUUUAAUAUAUAUAUAGCUCUAUAACUCUUGAAGUGGUUCUUGAAGUGGCUUCACCUUUUCUACAGCUAUUUUCUUGGAAACAGCAGAUGGGGAAUAUAUCACGUGUGUUGAAAGAGUUAUGUUAUGGUUGAUCAACCUGAACCCUGCUACUGUCUUUGAAUUUAUCUUCUUUUUUUUUUUUUUAAUUCCUGCCUUUUUUUCCUCUUUGGCCUCUGAGUUUUCAAAUUCUCCUUUGCUUAACAUUUGGGCGUGAAGCCAGUUAGUAAUGUUGUGUCUAUGUUAGUGAGUGAUGGCCAAAAGAAGGUAAACACGUAUGCAUUUUCAACAGAAAAAUAUAGGGGCGGGGGGGAAAUGUUUUUUUUUUUAUUUCAUUUUAUUUUAUUUUAUUUCCUGAUGUGUUCAUGGAAAGUUGAACGACAACAAUGCUGUAAAUAACGCUACAUCUACCUGCAGGUGUGGACAAGUGCACAGUGCUUUUUAGUUAAAUGACUGCAAAGACCAAAAAAAAUGUUUAUUACAAAAUGACUUCAUGCCUUAUAUGGAACUUUAAUGUAAAGACAAGAAGCACAUUUGAUUUCCGUGGCUGGCGUUUCCAGUGGAGGGCGCUGUUUCUUUUUCAUAUUUCAGUAUUUGGACCAGUGCAGAAUGGCAGACAGAUUUCUUUUUUUUUCCCAGGACCAUGUGAUGAAGUCGGUUUUCCGUGUAAAUGCAAGUCAAUACUUUCUGCGGUGUCUCUCUGUCACUCGGUGAAAACGCUCGGCAAAACCUUCUCCCAACAAUUAGACAAAAUCCAAGUGACCGACGUAAUUCAGACGUAAUUUUUUUUCCUUGCUGUCGUUUGGUUGAGUCUCAGGUCAACGUUUGUUUUUGUUCUUUUUUUUUUUAACCCAAACAGGAGACUUCUACAGGGUGGAGAUGAUUUGCAUUUAUUUGACUAAUUUCUCACUGACGGUCAGUAAACCUUGUAUGUCAUUUUUAGCUGUUCUUCUGUGCUCAGCUUGCUUAAGUAAAAACAAAGUGGUUUAUCAAUCUGGUGUUGGUUUCCUUUGUAUGA
Molecule: messenger RNA, 3130 nt
Organism: Cynoglossus semilaevis (tongue sole)
Lineage: Eukaryota; Metazoa; Chordata; Actinopteri; Pleuronectiformes; Cynoglossidae
Product: BMP/retinoic acid-inducible neural-specific protein 3
Exons: 4
Coding region: 189-1607 (472 amino acids)
Biological process (GO): positive regulation of neuron differentiation; nervous system development; negative regulation of mitotic cell cycle
Cellular component (GO): neuronal cell body; dendrite; cytoplasm
Source: RefSeq, a predicted model, not a curated record